Messenger RNA from Podarcis raffonei (Aeolian wall lizard), 1127 nucleotides. It is a transcript of the gene NEDD8, whose product is annotated as NEDD8 ubiquitin like modifier. Lineage: Eukaryota; Metazoa; Chordata; Lepidosauria; Squamata; Lacertidae. The coding region runs from base 453 to 692 and encodes 79 amino acids. The record is from RefSeq and is a predicted model, not a curated record. The transcript is spliced from 4 exons. Gene Ontology annotation, molecular function: protein tag activity; ubiquitin protein ligase binding. Gene Ontology annotation, biological process: modification-dependent protein catabolic process; protein neddylation; regulation of proteolysis. Gene Ontology annotation, cellular component: cytoplasm; nucleus.
AGAGGGGAAUUGCUGGAGAGCAAUUAGGCAAGGCUGGAAUUAUUAGUCCCGCCCAUUAAUGCGACGGUUGCGGCGGCAGUAUGGAACAAAAUGCGCGGGAGACGUAAUUUGUAAAUGUUCACUUGUGUGGGAAGGACUCCAUCUCCCAUAGUGCACUGCGGGUCAGUCAGCGGAAGGGGCGUCGAAGCGCUGAACUCAAGAGGGGAUUCAACCACGGAGCAACGCCGCCGCACGCUUUGUCUCGAGCUCUAAGCGUCUUUACUGGUUUCCUUUUUUUAAAAAGGCGAAAAAAGACUGGAAGGCCGUUUGUGUGUAGGGAGGGUGGGGAAAAUACUCCGAAGCGGAAGUGACGUCAGAUAGGCCGGAAGGAUCGCGGGAGCGUGAAGGGAACAGCGUCCCCGUUCUGCUUCCGAGGUCAGAGGUCGCGCGGCUGACUGAAGAGGCUGGUCACGAUGCUGAUCAAAGUGAAGACACUCACCGGGAAAGAGAUUGAGAUUGACAUAGAACCCACAGACAAGGUGGAGAGAAUAAAGGAGCGAGUGGAAGAAAAAGAGGGAAUCCCGCCACAACAACAGCGACUCAUCUACAGCGGCAAGCAGAUGAACGACGAGAAAACGGCCGCCGACUACAAGAUCCAGGGCGGCUCUGUGCUCCAUUUGGUCUUGGCGCUACGAGGUGGAGGCCUGCGAUGAUAGCGCACCCGUCCCUCAGCACGUCCCCCUCUCCCUCCCCCCCUCCCCACAAAGGACAGAUCUGCCGUUUGCGUGUGGGACACCGCCAGGCUGCGCAUAGCUACCCUCCCAAACCCUUUCUUCCUCCCGGAUCCAGGAAGAAAAUGGCCGCCGCUGCCGCCCACCACUCCAGAGAUCUUCCGCAAGCUGUCAUUUGAGGGAGGUGCCAUUUAGCAGGGGCAUUGGGGGGGGGAGUCCAGGGUUUGUUGCCUUCCUGGGGGAUCCCGCAUCCCGCCGGCCCCGAUCCUCAUGCAUUUCCACCCCGGCGACUUCUCAAGUGCUGCCUGUGCUCGUUGGCUGUGUUUUGCCUCCCCUCGUUCAAAUGUCCUUCUCCCUGCCCACUCCCCCUUCCCGCAGUUGAAAUGGCUAAAUGUUAAAUAAAGGUGUUUCACGUGG